Messenger RNA from Megalobrama amblycephala (Wuchang bream), 1393 nucleotides. RefSeq names its product transmembrane p24 trafficking protein 1a (gene tmed1a). Gene Ontology annotation, cellular component: endoplasmic reticulum-Golgi intermediate compartment; Golgi apparatus; COPII-coated ER to Golgi transport vesicle. The coding region runs from base 286 to 1140 and encodes 284 amino acids. The transcript has 4 exons. The record is from RefSeq and is a predicted model, not a curated record. Gene Ontology annotation, biological process: endoplasmic reticulum to Golgi vesicle-mediated transport; Golgi organization; intracellular protein transport. Lineage: Eukaryota; Metazoa; Chordata; Actinopteri; Cypriniformes; Xenocyprididae.
UGAGGCGCAACGAGGCACGCGCGCGUUGACGCUCGAAUCUUGACGUCGGAACGCAAUCGACAAAUCAACGAGGCUGUUUGCGCGUUUCACGCGACGCGGCAAAAAACUACAACGCGUCCAUUAUCAACGAAGUUGUCAAACUUCAAACGCGGCUGUUUUUGACUGCAAGUUCACGAGAGUCCAAACAAUGCGCUUACAGUGUGGAAGGCAAUGAUCGCGUCUAGUUCGGUCGCGUCGUUCGCAGUGCGGAGACGGGCUGUUUGAAACAGCUGCUCUAGUGUGUUUAUGAAGAGCAAAGCAAUGGAGACGCGUCUCGUAGUGUGUUUGCUGCUCUUUCUGACGCUCUGCGUGGAUUUGGGAUUCGAAUUCGGACAGAAUAAGGACUCUGAGUUCACUUUCCUUCUACCUGCAGGAGCAACAGAGUGCUUCUUCCAAACAACCUCUAAGAACGGCAAUAUAGAAGUGGAGUACCAGGUGAUUGCAGGCGCAGGGCUGGACGUGGGCUUCACUCUGAUCUCCCCUGGUGGAUACAGACUGGUCUCCGACUUCAGAAAAUCGGACGGCAUCCACACGGUGGACCCCACUGAGGAGGGCGACUACAGGAUAUGCUUUGAUAACAGCUUCAGCCGUGUUUCAGAGAAGAUGGUGUACAUGGAGGUGAUCGUGGAUGGACCAGAGGAGGAGACUGAGGAUGAGGAUGACUGGGCUGCUCUGGCUGAACCGGAGGACUCGCUGGAGUACAAACUGGAGGAUAUCAGGGUACACCAAUCAAAUAUCUCUUCAUUCAUUGCCAAGACACAAUGGAUGCUGUGCACAAGAACCUGGAGCGAAGCCGUCAGCUGCAGACGACGCUGCGGGCGUUCGAGGCUCGCGACCGCUACCUGCUGGAGGAUAACCUGUGGCGGGUUUCCUUCUGGUCCAGCGUCAGUUUGCUGGUCAUGGUCUGCGUGGCCCUCACACAGGUCUACACGGUACGCAGAUUAUUCAGUGACAAACACAGAGUCUGCACAUAGCAGAGAUGAACUGGGGGAAGAUGCCGUAACACUGUAUGCACUCACUGUUAACGUAAAAUACAAACUAAUGGAAGUGAGGAAACUCUCAGGUAAAAAAAAAAAACCCUCUAGUUUAUGUCGUGUUUAGAGAUAUCAAUGAAUCUGAAAUCUUGGAGCUUGACUCAGUUUUAAUUGUAAGAGUUUCCUUUAGAGCACUAACUAACUGGUAAACACUAAAUUUACUUGAAGUACUGUAGCAACAUUUGAAUGUGAAUGUAAUUUUGUACUUGAAUGUAGUUAAAAUAAUUUAUGAGACGUUUGAAAUGAAUAACAUUGCAGUAAAUUGUGAGGAACAUGUUUCUUAUGGAUUUAUAUGGCAGUAAAAUAAAGAUCCAAGGGAA